Messenger RNA from Cryptotermes secundus, 1325 nucleotides. RefSeq lists its product as uncharacterized. The transcript has 3 exons. The record is from RefSeq and is a predicted model, not a curated record. Lineage: Eukaryota; Metazoa; Arthropoda; Insecta; Blattodea; Kalotermitidae. Bases 104 to 1135 code for a protein of 343 amino acids.
UCCUGUGCCGACCACAGCUUCAGAGCUGCAACUUCCAGAAGAUAACCAGUUCUCACAAGGCAGAACGUGCGGUCACACUCCACCUUCCUGCAAGCCAGGAGAAAUGCAUUGGUCGAAGUUCGCCGGUCGAUACCGACCUUUCCUUGUAAUGAUAAUGAUGGUGGUAACUCCGACAACUGGCUUUCCUCCUCCGACUUCUGAACCAACCACAUGGCCUCCAGAGCCAAACUGUAUCGAAGGAACUGGUAACACCAGCGUUUGUGCUUGUGACCCUCAAUGCGCACGGUAUGGAGACUGUUGCCGCAGUUCCCAAUACUUCGUGCCAGAAGAACAACGCCUGGGAGCCUCCCCCUUCAAGUGCACGACUCUUUCCAAAAUUUCCUUGUAUGCAAUAAUGACAUGUCCUCCAGACUGGACGGACUCAUACACUCGCAACCGUUGCGAAAAUCCCGACACCAGUUACAGCGACCCACUGCUUGACGCACCGGUGACAAGCACGAGUACCAACAUCACGUACCGCAACUGGCACUGCGCAUAUUGUCACCGUGAUCUGGACGCUAACACUACUGGCAUUUGGGCAGCUAAAAUUCUGUGCCAUAUUGAACGUGGUAUGCCAUCUUUUUUUGUGUCUGAAGACACAAUUAUGAAAUAUUUAUCAUACGAUACUCAUACUUCACAGUGGAAUUUUGAUAUCGACAAACAUGACUUGGAAACCGACCCUGGCAUACGUAUUUUAAUUGAACCUCAGAUAGAGCAACGAUAUAAAUACAAGUGUGACUUAUUAUUCAUACCCGAACCAAAUGAAUUAAAAACAGCUCGGUUCUGCAGAACUGACAUUAUAGCCGAAUGUUCUACGAACUGGAAGGGUACCGAGGAACACAGACAAUGUAAUGCAUACACGGCUCACAUAUGUUCUGGCCGCAAAACAUAUCGAAACCACCAUUGCUUUCUUUGCAACAACUUCACUACUCUACAGCAAUGCGGAACUUACGCUGAGUACCCCACUGCACCAACACUGGAAUACGGACCGCCAUUCUCAGCGCUGCUUAACUGGAAGAGACUGAAGAGGAGGACAUGUGCAUCAUCCGAAAUAUACGACCCGCUAGCCCGCGUCUGCCGAAAAGUAUACGUAUAGUCAGUUGUGGAAAUGAUUUCUUCCUUUGUUCCCUGAAAUUAACAUUCAUACAUAAGCUAAUGCUGACUAACACGGCUACAUCAAAGUCACUUAGCCUAUAAGGCACAGUUCACACUAAAUAUUUUUCUUACUGGCUUUACAGCCCCCUUGGGCCAUGGCCUCUGAUUUUCAAUUUCAUGAUGAUUUUACA